Aspergillus clavatus NRRL 1 is the source of this 1740-nucleotide messenger RNA. RefSeq lists its product as uncharacterized. The transcript has 3 exons. NCBI's taxonomy places the organism in Eukaryota, Fungi, Ascomycota, Eurotiomycetes, Eurotiales, Aspergillaceae. Bases 1 to 1740 code for a protein of 579 amino acids. The record is from RefSeq and is a predicted model, not a curated record.
AUGUGCCAUCCACUAAGCACAUGCUUGGUCUUCAAUUGGAUUAUCUCCAUCUCCCCUGGUUUUGAUCGGGACACCGAGAUUGUCGCCGUAAGCAAGUACGCCGACGGCACUGACGACAUCGGUCUCCUGUUCCUCGCUGUGAGCCUGAAAGACACACCUGAGGAGGCGGAAGCAGCCCUUGCUCCCGGUCAGCAGUCUCGCCCAGCUGACGCUAUCGAAGAAUGGUUCUGUCGGGAAGACAUGCUUGAGGAAGCUUUUACUACCCUUCCACAUCGCAAGGCAUGUGCUCUGUUGUAUGCCAUGAACCCUUGCAGUCGUCGGACUCUGCCGGACAUGGCACUGAGCACGCACUCGGACCACUACUUUGCUCUGUACACUAUGUGGAAGGAGGAAAAGGACAAUGCCCGUUGCCAGGCCUGGGUUCGAAGUGUAAUGCAGCAAGUCCAGCGACAUUCGGUUGCGGCUUACCUGGGAGAUUCCGACUUCCAAGAAUGCUCAACGCGCUACUGGUCAGGGAGAAAUGGGUGCCGGCUAAUAGAGGUUCGGCGGAAAUUUCUGUUUAAGGAGAUUAGACCUGGUUCCCAGGCUCUGGCUUCCAUUCUGGUUUCGGUCUCCCCAAACCUGGAGAGGCUGACACUGUGCCCAGUCGGCCAGGAACUCCCCAAACAAGUGAUAGCAAGUGAUUUGGAGGCAGGCAGAGAAAUCAACACUCCAGAUUACUUCUUUAAGCAUUUCCUGGAGCGCUCAACGGGCAACAGGGACCGGCCGUUUCUCCAGAAUCUCAAAACAGUCAGAUUCAUACCCGAUCCCGACAACGAUUCUGGGGGCUACAUGGAUCUGUACUAUCAGGAGUAUGAUCUUUAUGGCAGUUUGAACCUGGUUCGCCGGCUUCCAGCCAUUGAUUCUGUGCGCCUGGAUGCCAUCACGGAUCCUGAAGAGAGUAGUGUUCGGCCGCCGUCUCGUUCGGCGAAUUACACCAAGAUUGUGAUCCGCAAUUCAAGCAUAGACUAUCACUAUCUGACGGAUGCUAUUGAUUCCGCGAAGCGACUCAAAGAAUUCACAUUUUCUGUGGGCGGUCAUGCCUCAAUCGACGGAUCCUUCCGUCUGUUCUAUCCAGAUGCAGUGUUCGGAUCCCUCCUCCUCCAUCGGAAUACUCUCGAACAUCUAGAUCUGGAUGUGGAUGGCGAGAUCCCACUCCGGGAAAGCUUCGAUCCGAGCCUGGGACAGUACUUUUUUGCUGAUGAUGAUCCUGGUCGCAACGAAGAGGAAUACCAAUUUGAAUGGGAAGAGGAGCCGGAGGAGCUUCGGAAGGUAGAGCAGAAAUCUGCAGAAAAGGGCGAUUCUCCUUCUUCUUGCUCCUUGCGAAGCUUCGUACAGCUGAAGCACUUGAGUCUGGGGAUUCAUCUACUGUAUUACUUCGCAAGGGGUAUUUGUGCUGAGCAGCUUGCGGACGGAGCGUUCUCCGUCGUAGAUCAGCUGCCACCGAGUCUCGAAUCGCUCUGCAUCUAUGGCUACAUAAAGGGGAUGAAGCCUCCGCUCGAUGAAUUGCCAGCAGAUCUGUUCGAUACCGAGAUGGCGAAGUUGAUGGCGGAAAAGGAUCAGAAACUGCCUCUCCUAAGAGUCAUUGAGGGUAUCGACACAACGAUUGAAAAUGCGAAAACCAUCGACAACCUCAACGAGCAGGAGAAUGAGGUUUGGGAAAGAGAGAGCGACUGCGAAUGGACGGAUUAUGAAUAUUGA